AUGGGUGAAAACUUUCCAUCAGAGUCUAAGAAGUUCAACACUGAGCUUAGGGACUAUUCAGUAUCACACGCUGAUAAAACUGGUCCUUAUGCGGACAAUCUCGAUGUUGACGCAAUUGUCGUUGGAGCAGGCUUCGCCGGCAUAUUCAUGCUCAAAACUCUACGUGAUCGCGGGUUAAAGACGUACAUCUUUGAAGCUGGUAAUGACACUGGUGGUACUUGGCGUUGGAAUUGCUAUCCAGGUGCUUGUGUCGACUCUGAGGUGCCCGAGUACGAAUUUUCCUGGCCUGAAGUAUGGAAGACCUGGAAUUGGCCGACCAACUAUCCCAAUUACGAGAAUCUACGAGCAUACUUUGAUCAUGUUGAUAAGGUGAUUGGAGUGAAGAAAGAUUGCUCUUUCAAUACAGUCGUCGUUGGAGCUCACUUCGACGAAACUGAGGGCAAAUGGAACAUACGUACAGAAGAUGGUCGCACAUCAAAGGCCAAGUACCUUGUCCUGGGCACUGGGUUUGCUGCGAAGAGAUAUAUCCCGGAUUGGCCUGGAAUGAACAAAUUCAAGGGCGUGAUUCAUCAUUCUUCGUUUUGGCCCGACGAAGAAAUAAACGUCAUCGGCAAAAAAUGCGCUGUUAUCGGCACGGGAGCAUCUGGUGUGCAAAUCGUCCAGGCCUGGGGCCCGGAAGCUGGAGAAGUGAAAGUUUUCCAACGCACUCCCAACCUUGCUGUUCCAAUGCGUAAGCAAAAUCUUACCGUUGACGAGCAAGAAAAAGCCAAGAAGUAUUACCCAGAGUUAUUCAAAUUUCGCGAAACGAGUUUUGCGGGCUUCCACUAUGAUUGGGCUGAGAAAAGCACGUUUGACGACACUCCGGAGGACCGUGAAGCGUUUUACGAAAAAGUGUGGAACGACGGCGGAUUCCGAUACUGGGUCGCCCUCUACAAAGACACUCUCCUCAACGCCAAGGCAAACAAAGAGGCAUACAACUUUUGGGCAAAGAAAACCCGAGCCCGAAUUGAUGAUCCGAAAAAACGCGAUGUUCUUGCUCCACUUGACAUGCCUCAUUAUUUCGGAAUCAAGCGACCAUGUCUAGAGUAUAGCUACUACGAACAAUUCAACAGACCAAACGUUGAUGUAGUAGAUAUCAGCAACAAUGCUAUAAAGGAUAUUGAUGAAACAGGUAUCGUCCUUGAAGAUGGAACACAUCAUGAGUUUGACGUUAUUGCUGUGGCAACUGGCUUUGAUGUUGUAACUGGAGUAAUGACCCAACUAGGACUUGAAAGCGUAUCCAAGACCAAGCUUGAAGAAGAAUGGCUUCCUGGCGCUCAAACAUACUUGGGGCUCACCGUCAGCGGAUAUCCCAACAUGUUCCACAUCUACGGUCCCCAAGCUCCGACACUUCUUAGCAACGGUCCAACUACUGUAGAGGUACAGGGCCGAUGGAUCGCUGACUGCAUCCAAAAGAUGGAGAAAAAUAACAUCAAGUACAUAAAUCCGAAGCGCGAGGCGUCUAUCGCCUGGAAGAAAGAAAUUGUCGCCGCCAACGACCAGACACUAUUCCCAACCACGAGAUCGACGUAUAUGGGUGGAAGCAUCCCUGGCAAAGUAUAUGAACCAGUGUGUUUCUCGAGAGGAAUUCCGACGUAUGCGAAAUUGAUUCGUGGAGCGCUUGACGAUAUGUCAGGCUUUGACGUGGUUUCCAACUGA
Trichoderma breve is the source of this 1698-nucleotide messenger RNA. RefSeq names its product flavin-binding monooxygenase-like domain-containing protein. Gene Ontology annotation, molecular function: N,N-dimethylaniline monooxygenase activity; NADP binding; flavin adenine dinucleotide binding. The record is from RefSeq and is a predicted model, not a curated record. Lineage: Eukaryota; Fungi; Ascomycota; Sordariomycetes; Hypocreales; Hypocreaceae. Bases 1 to 1698 code for a protein of 565 amino acids. The transcript is spliced from 5 exons.